AGCCUUUUAGAGCCUGAUAUUGAUGACAACACAUCCAACGCCUCGUCAGAUGAGAAUCAGGAGAUCGUUGAAAUCCUCAGCCCAGAAAAUUCUGCCGGCUACACCAGCGCCAACACUGACAAGAACCUCAGCACAAACUUCAAGAGCAAGCUUCAGAUAAGGUCUCCCUCGGAGACUGGCUCGCAGUCCUCAGAGGAUGACGACUUUAUGCUGGAGUUCAAAUCCACGCCAGACGGACACCUGGAGAUAAAGUUAACGAACUACACGCAGAGGACGGAGGAGAGUGGGGUGGGGGAGGACAUGGAUGUAGCGGAGUCUGCACCAAAAGCCUCAGGCUCCAAAGGCUCCUCACCAAUCCCCAGGGGAAGCAACCACAGUGGAUCCUGUGAUAAAAACAAAAAAGAGGACUCAAAGUCUAGAGAUCUUUACUCCAACUAUACUGAUGAAAAAGAAGUUCUUUCAUCUAUAAAUCAGUCCUCAUGUUUAAUGGAUACAGAUAUUAUUGUAUCUUACCUGAAGAAGUUUGCCACAGAGAUCAUGUAUUCUGGUUUUGUUGAUCUGGUGGAGAAUAUUAUGAAAGCACUUCUUACCAAAUAUGACAGCAUUCUUGACCAUUCCUUUUUAAUGUGGACAGUUGGGUUUUUUCUCAGUUUUGCUCAUCAACAAGAAUUGGACUUUAAUCAUUUUAAAGAAGUUUUGAACCUGGACCUGUUUGGGUUCCUGGUCUACGAGGCGGUCAAAUGCUGCGAGGCUCUGGAUGUCAAGCACCAGAAGAAACAGGACUGCGCUGUAGAAAAACACAGAAUGCAUUUGGUGGUGUGUACACUGAACCAGAUGUUUCGGACUCUGCUUGCCAACAGUAAGAUGGAAUACCUGAAAGACCUCCAGAAGUGCCUGAGUCACAUGACUGACCUGCACAAUCUCUUCAUCCUCUUGAUACGGCAACACAUUCCCAAACAGCAGAACGCCGUGUACCUCAGGGACCUGAUCCAGACCAACCAUGUCCUCAUGUUGAUGAUAGAGGAGUGGCUCUCACAGGGUUUUAUAGGGGAACAUUGUGGCUUCAGCAUGCUCAGUCAUGUCAAACAAUUUGCCACCAAAAAUGUGAUGGCCAAGUACGGAACACUGCUGGAACAUCAGGAGUUGAACAAGGACACGUUGAAUGUGGCCGUGCUGACCAUGAUGUAUCAUGUGGCGGGAGACUGCAGACGUCAGGACACAUUGAUGCAGCUGCCGAUCCUCAAGUCUUUCUCAGAAAUCUGGGUGGAUAACGCUGUUAGAGAACAUGAGGAAUUCAAAGACUUGAUAGAAUUUGUGCUGGAAGUUUUCAUGUCCGAUGCUGAGAAAGAUCCAAAUUUGUGCGCUCAAAACUUGUUUGAUUCCCCUCAAGCCCAGAAAAGUCAGCCACUAGGCAGUGGCAGUGGCAACACUAGUGGCAGUGGAAGCUGCAUCAAUAGUGGGGAUGUAGAGAGCUCCAUGAAUGUGAGCAGCAGCUGCUCGGCCGAAGACUUCACGGACGACGAACAAAUUCUCAUCUUCACCUGGAUGUCUGAGCUAGAGGGAGACAACCACAUCAUUGAGAUCGUCACCAAGAAACUUGCUGACCAUGGCUAUACCAAAACCAAAGACCAGGUCUCAAAAUAUCUCAGUGACAAUGGUUUUAUAGAAGAUUCAUCAAAUUCCUAUACUGGCUCAAAAAACCAAGGUGCAUCCAACAUAGAAGAAAACAUUCUCCAAGAGUUAUCCUCCCUGUCUGAAGACAACCUGAUCCCCUUCCUACUGGACAGGCUACAAGAACAGGGCUUUGAAUCUCACAUUGUCUGGCUACAGAGGCAGUUGCUAGAGGCUGCCUAUGUUAAACUAGCUAUCAAAGAACCUUCUUACAGAGUUCAUGUUGAGGAGCCAGUCGCAAAGUUUUAUGCUCUCCAAAACAAACCCAUUCCCAUAAUUCCAUGGAACGAUGAUCUGCAGGCCGCCUUAGCCAACCCAUACUUCCAUUUACUACAGCAGAGUCUGGGCAUCUACACAUACGAUGACCCAAACAUUAUCUUUCCACGUAUACCUCAGUAUCUCACACCCACUCUUCUCGUUAACAAAGCUCGUCAAAUUGGCCCAAUUAACUCCUUGCUGGUCAAGUUUGAUGUGGACACAUUGAAAGAAAGCACAGAAUUGGACAUGAGCCAAGAAGAACCAGCCCAUAAAUUCACAGAGGUUUACAACAAGCCAGCCAAAACCAUGGAUCACCUUUGGCUGAACAUGAUUCAAAAAAUGAACAGCGAGCAAGAGGCCAGGGUCACCUAGGUCACAUGAUCAGCAGGUCAUGGUCAGUCACAUGAUCAGAAGGCCAGGGUCCCCAAGGUCACAUGAUCAGAAGGUCAUGGUCACCUAGGUCACAUGACCAGAAGGUCAUAGCCAUCCAUCAGCUGUGCUGAGCUCUUUGAUAUUUCUUUAACUGGCAGCCAUCGUGUUGGAGAGCUUACAGUAAGCUCCGUGAUAAUUCUCCUCACCCACCCUCCUAGCUUUAGGACCAAGGGCACUUAACUGUUGUAAUUCAGAUUCUUUUCUAAAAAAAAUACUAUUGUACAAAAUAUGUAACAAAAAAUAUUUUUAUAUGCUGAGAAUUAGACUUUCUGCUGAUUCAAACUCGAUAUUCUUGCAUUGAACAUAAAACUUGACAACAAUUCAGAUGAUUCCUUACAUAUGGCAAAUAGGUUUAAGCAAAAUUCUAUUAUUAAAAAAUCAGAUUAAGUAUCAUAUGUUAUGGGUUAGCACAGUGGCUUCACUAGGUCUUGACAAGAUAUAUAUAUUUAUGCUUAUUUAUACAUAUAUAAAUAUAAUAUCACUAUUGUAUGUACUUAAACUUUGGAAAAGUUUUGUAUAACCCCCAUCUUGGAAGGUCUCAUCCUCCCCCCUCCCACUAUGGCAGGUGUCUCCCCCAUCAUUGCAGGUAUCACCUGGUG
Molecule: messenger RNA, 2960 nt
Organism: Physella acuta
Lineage: Eukaryota; Metazoa; Mollusca; Gastropoda; Physidae
Product: protein timeless
Biological process (GO): DNA replication checkpoint signaling; replication fork arrest; DNA repair
Cellular component (GO): replication fork protection complex
Molecular function (GO): DNA binding
Source: RefSeq, a predicted model, not a curated record